AUGACAGUAUCCCCACGAGUGUCAAGAGAUCUCCCACCACAGCCGCGAAAGCCACAACAAGGCUACAUCAAUGUUGACGAGCCGAUUCCGGCCAACGAGGUUCGUUUUGCAAAGAAGCCAGAUCAUCCCAUGAAUGGACUUGCUAGCUUGGAGUCCCUCUGCAGUGUCAUCUCUGCCAUUACCCUACCAGAGUCUCUGGACUGUCAACAAAAAGAAGCCCAUGUACGCUUUGAUCACUUCCCUGGGAGUGAAGAUAUGGGCGUGGAUGCCUUGCCCCGAUUUCCAACCAGACAAGGAAGCGAUAUCACAGUUUUGGCUGCACUUGCAGCGCAAGUAACGACAGCCCCAAGGCGUUCGAAAAGCUGUUGCGACAUUUGCCCCCGCAAGCCGGAAAGAAAGACUGCAAAAAGCUGCAUGGGAAAGGUAAUGCGAAGAGCAAUGAGCAUGGUUUCGAAGGCAGACAGCUGCCCUUCCUUCCCGACCCGACAACACAGUUCAGCAUCAAGGACAUUGCGGUGA
Seminavis robusta is the source of this 519-nucleotide messenger RNA. The record is from the annotation of a GenBank genome assembly. Lineage: Eukaryota; Bacillariophyta; Bacillariophyceae; Naviculales; Naviculaceae.